AUGCUCCAAAACAAUAGCCUCAACGCAAAACAAGGACGUAUUCAUCUAAAAGACCUCUGCACAACAAUAAAAAUCUUGUCAGAUCAGGAAAAUACGGGAUUUAAAGAAGAGUACAAGGAGAUUCCUAAUGGCGAGUUACAUCCAUGUGAAGUUGGUAAAAGAGAAGAAAACAAAGUAAAAAACAGAUAUACUACAACAUUUCCAUAUGAUCAUACUCGUGUUACUCUACAAGAAUCGAACAAGAACGAUGGUUAUAUCAACGCUAACUACAUUAGGGAUCUUUCUGGAGAAAAGAGAUAUAUUGCAACUCAAGGUCCAAAAAAGAAAACAAUUGCUGAAUUUUGGGAAAUGGUGUGGCAAGAGACAGUUACAACAAUUGUUUGCUUGACAAAUCUUAAAGAAGGGACAAGGGAAAAAUGUAGACAAUACUGGCCAAACAACAGUGCAAAAAUCCAACACGGACACUUUGCAAUUCGAAACAAUGAAGAAAAGAACUAUGCAAAUUAUGUUACGAGGAAUUUUCAUGUGCAGAAUAUUGAUAGAAAAGAAGAGCGAGACGUGCGGAUGUUUCACUAUACCCAGUGGACAGAUCAUGGUGUCCCUGAAGCUUUGAACCUUGUCAUGUUCCACCGACAUUUCCUGAGAUCACUUUCAGGAAAUUCCCUCCAACACAAAAUUGUAGUACACUGCAGUGCUGGGAUUGGGAGAACGGGUACCUUCAUAGCUCUGGACGCCCUUUACCGGGACGGCUUGAGUUCAGGGUCUGUAAAUGUGAAGGAAUUCGUAACACAAAUGCGCCAUGACAGAAUGAACAUGAUACAAGGGGAGGAUCAAUAUAAAAUGGUCUAUGCUGCUUUGUAUGAAUCAUUCAGAGGAGAUCUACACCCUGUUGAUGCUGAAACCUUCCUUUCACAGUAUCAAAACUCCUCUUGUUACGUCAAUCUAGGAGAGGUAGCUAAUAAGAAAUCACCAGUAGAAGAUCAGUUCAAGGAGCUUAAAUCUCUGAAUCCAUACCACACUGUAAAUAACAGCGUGUCUGGACAUGCAAAUUUUGGUGCUAAUUUUACUGAGGAAGAUUUACCAAACCAGAAAUAUAAAUGCUAUGUGCUCUCCGACGAUGACAAAGAAGUGCAUUAUAAUAAUGCUGUUAUCUUGCAGAGUUUUACUAAACCUGACGGAAUUAUAAGUGCCCAGUAUCCAAAUGAGAAUCAGUGUGAAGAUUUCCUUUACCUAGUACGAAAGAGUGGAGCUGGAACGUCGAAAUGUUGGUUUCCAUCUAAAAAUGAUACAAAGGUUGUGGGAGAUUUCACAGUAAAAAUGAGAAUCUGUACUCCCUCCGACUGUGUUACGAAAACAAACAUCAUUAUUCAGAAAAAGGGCUUCAAAGACGUAGCUGUUUCUGUUCUGGAAUGUAACUUUUGGAGGGAGGAUACCGUGGUUGCUGAUUGUCGAAAGGUUCUUAAUGUGAUUACAGAAACCCGACUUAUAGAGUCUACCCGUCCUGACAGUAGAACGCUAGUUUUGUCAAGUGACGGUGCAAAACGGUGUGGUCCAUUUUGUGUUGCUUACAAUGCAAUUGAGCAACUAAUUCUUGACAAAGAGGUUGAUAUCUUCACAACAACGCGAUUGAUACAAAUUCGUAGGCCAGAUAUGAUAUCAACUAUUGAAGAAUACCAAUUCUGUCAUGAUCUUAUAGCGGAAUAUCUACAGAACGAUACAGUCUAUGCCAACUAUUCAAAUUAAUAUGCAUCUAUUGCUUCUGGGGAUUGAAGGAACUUUCUUUCUUUUUACGUUACCAAUAUAUUGAAUUAGACAUGGUGUAGCAUUGAUCUUUUA
This is a messenger RNA of Saccostrea echinata, 1836 nucleotides long. RefSeq names its product receptor-type tyrosine-protein phosphatase alpha-like. The coding region runs from base 1 to 1743 and encodes 580 amino acids. The record is from RefSeq and is a predicted model, not a curated record. The transcript has 16 exons. Lineage: Eukaryota; Metazoa; Mollusca; Bivalvia; Ostreida; Ostreidae. Gene Ontology annotation, molecular function: protein tyrosine phosphatase activity. Gene Ontology annotation, biological process: protein dephosphorylation.